UGCUAUAGCCAUUGCUUUACUUCUAUUUUUGUCUUUAAAGGACAUCUGGAAAUUCCAAUGACACUGAAUAGGUGAAAUAAAAGAUCCACAAUCCAGUGAGAGACAGAGAAGUAACAGAAACCACUCCACCUAACUGAGGAGAGAAAAAAAAGAGAUCAGGGAACACUCUCAACAUGGACUCAGAGAUCCACAUGUCUGCCCCAGUGUGCCUCAUUAAGAACACUGAAGAGCAACUGCUGGCUAAUCAGGAAGCUUUGGAGAUCCUGUCAGGCAUUAAGAAUCCUCUUGUGGUGGUGGCUAUUGUGGGCCUCUACCGCACAGGCAAAUCCUACCUGAUGAACAAGCUGGCUGGGAAGAACAAGGGCUUUUCUCUGGGCUCCACAGUGCAGUCUCACACCAAAGGAAUCUGGAUGUGGUGUGUGCCUCAUCCCAAGAAGCCAAGCCACACUUUAGUUCUUCUGGACACUGAGGGCCUGGGAGAUGUAGAGAAGGGUAACAACCAGAAUGACUCCUGGAUCUUUGCCCUAGCAAUACUUCUGAGUAGCACCUUUGUGUACAAUAGCAUGGGAACCAUCAACCAGCAGGCCAUGGACCAACUGCACUAUGUGACAGAGCUGUCAGAUCGAAUCAGGGCGAAAUCCUCCCCUGAUGCCAAUGGGAUUGAAGAUUCAGCUGACUUCGUGAGCUUCUUUCCAGAUUUUGUGUGGACGUUGAGGGAUUUUUCCUUAGAGCUGGAAGCAGAUGGUCUACCUAUCACAGCAGAUGAGUACCUGGAGAAUUCACUCAAGCUUAAACAAGGCAACACUCAAAAGGACCAAAAUUUUAAUCUGCCCCGACUCUGUAUCCGGAAGUUCUUCCCAAAGAAGAAAUGUUUCAUCUUUGAUCGACCCACUCACCGGAAGAAGCUAGGCCAGCUUGAGACAAUGCAUGAUGAUGAGCUGGAUCCUGAAUUCGUGCAACAAGCUGCAGUCUUCUGUUCCUACAUCUUUAGCAAUUCCAAAACUAAAACUCUUUCAGGAGGCAUCAAAGUCAAUGGACCUCGUCUAGAGAACCUGGUGCUGACUUAUGUCAAUGCCAUCAGCAGUGGGGAUCUGCCCUGCAUGGAGAAUGCAGUCCUGGCCUUAGCCCAGAUAGAGAAUGCAGCUGCAGUGCAAAAGGCCAUUGCCCACUAUGACCAGCAGAUGAACCAGAUGGUGCAACUGCCCACAGAAACCCUCCAGGAGCUGCUAGACCUGCACAGGGCCUGUGAGAAAGAGGCCAUUGAAUUCUUCAUGAGCAAUUCCUUCAAAGACAUAGACCAGUUAUUUCAAAAGGACUUAGCGGCCAAACUAGAAAAAAAGAGAGAUGAGUUUUGUAAACAGAACCUGCAAGCAUCAACAGAUCGUUGCUCAGAUUUACUUAAGGAAAUUUUCAGUCCUCUAGAAGACUCUGUGAAGCAAGGGGUUUAUUCCAAACCGGGAGGGUAUCGUCUCUUCAUCCAGAAGACACAAGAGCUAAAGAAAACAUACCUUCAGAAACCUAGGAAGGGGAUACAGGCUGAAGAGGUUCUUCAGGAGUACUUGGAUUCCAAGGAAUCUAUGACCGAUGCAAUUCUACAGACAGACCAGACACUCACAGAAAAGGAAAAGGAGAUUGAAGUGGAACGUGUGAAAGCUGAAUCUGCACAGGCUGCAACAAAAAGACUGGAGGAAAUGCAAAUAAAAAAUCAGCAGAUAAUGGAACAGAAAGAAAGGAGUUAUCAAGAGCAUGUGAAACAAUUAACUGAGAAGAUGGAGAAGGAUAGAAUCCAGUUGCUAGAAGAACAAGAGAGAACUCUAGCUUUGAAACUUCAGGAACAAGCCCGUCUACUAAAGGAAGGAUUUCAAAACGAAAGCAAACGACUUCAUAAUGAGAUACAAAAUCUUCAGCAGAACAGCAAGACCAAGGAGAAUAUGUGUCAUAAGCUGAAGACCUAAAGAACAGAGCUUUCCUGGUUACCCUUACCCAACACGUAACUUAAAUAAUUUCUGAAUUUGGAAAAAUAUCAUUAUACUUGAAAGUAAUUAAGUCUUGCAUUUUUAUAACACUAGAAAUUUGCAAAGAUUUGCAGUACUAUAAUUAAAAUCAUGUCCCUCUUCCUAAGAAAAUUGUAAGUUCUAUAACAAUGGUCCAUUUUAUAUCUCUAACAACAUAGAAAGUAUGAGCUGGUACCAUUCAGGAGCAGUUUAUUCCUCUGGGUAACCUUUAGUUAACAAAUUGAUACUGAGCCAAGUCUUAGGUAAAAGUUUAGGAACAUAGUUGGGCAUCAGUUUGGCCAAGUGUACAGUGGGUUUCAAUACUAGGGACAACCAUCCUAGCUUCUAGUGAAGACGGUAUGCAGUUUUCCAUAGUAUCACAACUACACCAUUUGUGAGCAGUUAUGUGAUCACUAGGCCCUGGCCAUGGACAAUCCUCCCUGAUGGAUUCCAAGCUAAAGCAAACCACUUUAUAUAGAGAGAUCUAGAAUCUCUACAGAAUUUUCAUAAGAAGAUAGAAGAAACCAUUAGCAUGAGUAGGGGCUGGGUCAUCAAGAAAUGGGCCAAAAAAAAAGGAAACUCUCCUUUCCUGCUCAAUUCACCCAAAUUAUAACUUUAAUGGGACACUUUAGAAUUUUAGAUAAGUGGGCAGCCUGAGUGGCUCAGUGAUUUAGCGCUGCCUUCGGCCCAGGAUGUGAUCCAGAGACCCGGGAUUGAGUCCCACGUCAGGCUCCCUGCAUGGAGCCUGCUUCUCCCUCUGCAUGUGCCUCUGCCUCUCUCUCUGUGUGUGUCUCUCAUAAAUAAGUAAAUAAAUAACCUUUAAAAAAAAAGAAUUUGGGGAUCCCUGGGUGGCACAGCAGUUUGGCGCCUGCCUUUGCCAGGCGCGAUCCUGGAGACCCGGGAUCAAAUCCCACGUCGGGCUCCUGGUGCAUGGAGCCUGCUUCUCCCUCUGCCUGUGUCUCUGCCUCUCUCUCUCUCUCUGUGUGACUAUCAUAAAUAAAUAAAAAAUUUUUAAAAAAAGAAUUUUAGAUAAUUGACACUGGGCUGAACAUAGUAAUAUGAUGACAGUUAUGCAUUGUGUAUAAUUCACAAAGAUGGACCUUAAAUGAUGACAAAUAAUAUAUUAGAAAACCGAACUAAAUUAUUAGAUAAUUUAUAAUCUUAUAACUUAGGCAGUAUUUUCCCUAUUCUUAACAGCCUGCACUUGAAAGUUUGCUGAUUUUCCCCAAAGAAAUUAUAGAUUGUUUUUUAUAUUUUUUGAUCAACAAAGUAAUGCUCUUGGUAUUACUUAGUAUAUAUAGACUUUAUCCUAUUUUCUAAAGUCCUAGGUAAAUGGCUGAUGUUUCUUAAAAUGACUAAAAGUUAUUUUCAGGCUGAAAAUAAAAUAUUCUUCACUAGGCUUUUUAUUUGUGAUAGUUCUUUGUUUCUUUCAGUGUUCACCAAAAGAUAAGGCUGGACUCUUCAUAGCAAUGGUUGGCUAACUUUUCUCCAAAAGGCCAGAUGAUAAUUAUUCAUGGCAUCGUGGACUGUACAGUUUCUAUCUCAACUGCUCAACUCUACCAUGUAGUAUGAAAGCAGUCAUAGACGAUACAUAAAUGAAUGGGCAUGGCUGUGUUCCAAUAAAACUUUAUUUUAAAAAUUAGGUGGUCCCCACAAGCCAUAGUUUCCAGAUGAUUGCUCUAUUAAAUCAUUGGUCAAAUUCUGUGUAUCUGCCUUAUGUUGUUUACAUUUGUAAGGGAAUGUGUAUUAAACUGUAUGUUAGGAUCUUGAAAGUAUUACACAAUGUUUCAAUGAAUUAGAACAUGAGAAAAAUGUAUGGAAACAGCUAAUGCC
Nyctereutes procyonoides (raccoon dog) is the source of this 3827-nucleotide messenger RNA. Its product is annotated as guanylate-binding protein 1-like. Lineage: Eukaryota; Metazoa; Chordata; Mammalia; Carnivora; Canidae. Gene Ontology annotation, molecular function: GTPase activity; GTP binding. The record is from RefSeq and is a predicted model, not a curated record.